GCAGGUCUGGUGUCCAGUAAGCCCCAUAAUCCCCAGAAGAUCCUUGGCUACAGGAUACCUGCAGCCAGAGGCCCAGCCCCUGAGCUCGAGUCCCAGUCCAGGUCCUGUCAUGGCUUCUGAGUACGAGAUGGGCCACAUCCGCCAGCUGCAGGCUCGGCACACGCAUAUGCAGGAGAAGACUUUCACCAACUGGGUCAAUAACAUCUUUCGGGUCGGCCAGGUGGGUAUCAAGAUCCAAAACCUGUACACAGAGCUGGCCGAUGGCACUCGCCUACUACGGCUGCUGGAGCUCAUCUCUGGAGAGGCCCUGCCAGCGCCUAGCCGGGGCCGCCUGCGUGUGCAUUUUCUGGAGAACAACAGCAGAGCUCUGUCCUUCCUCAGGGCCAAGGUACCGAUACCCCUCAUUGGGCCAGAGAACAUCGUGGACGGAGACCAGACACUCAUCCUAGGACUCCUCUGGGUGAUCAUUCUGCGUUUUCAGAUUUCCCACAUCUCCUUGGACAGGGAGGAGUUUGGAGCCAGCGCAGCCCUGUUGUCAGCCAAGGAAGCUCUGCUGGUCUGGUGCCAGAGGAAGACAGCCGGCUACGCGAACGUGGGCAUCACUGACUUCUCUCGCAGCUGGAGCGACGGGCUGGGUUUUAAUGCCCUUAUCCACGCCCACAGGCCGGACCUGCUAGACUAUGGCUCCCUGCGUCCAGACUGCCCACUGCACAACCUCACCUAUGCCUUCCACGUGGCUGAGCAAGAGCUUGGCAUUGUUCAGCUGCUGGACCCUGAGGAUGUGGCCAGCCUACAGCCAGAUGAGCGCUCCAUCAUGACCUAUGUCUCCCUCUACUACCACUAUUUCUCUCGCCUACACCAGGGGCAGACUGUCCAAAAGAGACUCGCUAAGAUCCUGCUUCAGCUCCAGGAGACCGAGGUGCUACAGACCCAGUACCAGCAGCUGGUGGCUGACCUGCUCCACUGGAUCACAGAGAAGCAGGCACAACUGGAGAUGCGGAACUUUCCAGACUCACUGCCUGCCAUGCGCCAGCUACUGGUGGACUUUGCCUCCUUUCGUGCUCAGGAGAAACCACCUCGGCUGCAGCAGCGAGGGGCCACAGAGGCCCUGCUCUUCAAGCUGCAGACAGCGCUCCGAGCCCAGAACCGCAGGCUCUUCCUGCCUCAGGAGGGCCUCAGCCCUGAAGAGCUGUCCCAGCGCUGGGCAGGGCUAGAGCGAGCAGAGGCUGCCCGGAGCCAGGCCCUGCAGCAGAGGCUACUACAACUGGAGCGUCUGGAAACACUGGCCCGUCGCUUCCAGCGCAAGGCAGCCCUCCGGGAGAGCUUUCUAAAGGAUGCAGAGCAGGUGCUGGACCACGCCAGAGCCCUGCCAGCCAGCCCAGCCACAGUAGAGGCAGCCACCCAGAGGUUGGGCAUGCUGGAGGCUGGCAUCCUGCCCCAGGAGGGGCGCUUCCAGGCCCUGGCUGAGAUCGCAGACAUCCUCCAGCAGGAACACUAUCAUGACUGGGCAGAUGUGGCCCACAGGCAUGAGAAGAUCACACAGCGCUGGAAAAGACUCCUUCAGCAUCUACAGGAGCACAGGAAGCAGAUGACAGGUGUGCAGGCUGUGCUAAGCCUUCUGCAAGAGGUGGAGGCUGCCUCUGACCAGCUCCGGGAGCUGCAGGUGCCAGCCAGCUCCAUGACCUGUACACAGCAUCUGGCAGAAGUAGUGGAGCUGCUUCAGAGACAUGACCUGUUAGAGGCCCAGGUCUUUACCCACGAGGCCCAUGUGAGUCGUCUUGCCCAUCAGACUGCAGAGCUGGACUCCUCCCUGGUCACCAGUGUAGACAUGCUGCAGGUCAAAGCCAAAGCUGAAUCAUUAGCCCAGCUCUACCAGAACCUGAUGUCUCUUGUCAGGGACAGGCGGACUAUGCUGGAGCAGACCCAACAAUGGGCAGAAUUCCUGAACAACUGUGAGGAGGAGGAGGCCUGCUUGAGAGAACUCAGACAGCAGGUGGAGAAUUUGUCCCUGGGAGGGGACCUCAGUCAGAUCUCAGUCACCCUGCAGAAACACAAGGCCCUGGAAGCCAAGCUCCACCGCCACCAGGCUGUGUGCGUGGACCUCGUGAAGAGGGGGUGCGACUUCAGCGCCCGCGGAUCCUCGACGCAGCAGGAUCCCAGGGAGCGGGCAGAGGCGGUGCAGAGAGAGUGGCAGCUGAUCUGGACUAGGUUGGAGAAGAGGGGCUUGAGGCUGCACACAUCCCUGCUUUUACGGCAGUAUUUCGCCGACGCUGCGGAAGCGGCUGCGUGGCUGCGCGAACGGCGGCACGAACUGGAGACUGCGUUUUGUGGGGAGGAUCAGGCGGCAGCCGAGGCCAUGUUGCUGCGCCACCAGCGGCUGGAGCGCGCCGUGCGCUCCUUCGCAGCCGAGUUGUCCCGGCUGGACGAGCAAGCGCGGGCCGCCGCAGCGCGGGCGUCACUCAGGGUGCGCGCCAAGACUGGGAAGGGUGACUCAGACUUGUGCGCUUCCAAGACCAAAUGUGAGGAACCCUCAGAAUGCUGGAGCAGGAUUGAUGAAGAGACAAUUGGGAGACCCCAGAAUGGGUCCCAAAUCUUAGCAACACCAGCCAGCCAGCACCCAUGCCCCCAGGGCCAGAUGCACUUUGCCUCCAAAGGGCCAAGGCUUACCUGGCUCUCAGAAGUGACCCUGGACACCCCUGAGCUGAAGGACUGGGGAGAAUGCCAAGCCAAGGUGCCCAUCAGCCAUGGCGUGGAGCAGGAUCCCCAGGUGGUGUCUUCCCUGAGCCCUCCAGGGAAAGGUCCAAGCAUGACUCUCUCUGCUGAGUCUGACCUUGAUUUUGACCCCAACACCGUUCUCCAGACACAGGACCACUUGAGCCAGGACUAUGAGAGCCUGCGGGCUCUGGCAGAGCUCCGCAGGGCCCGGUUGGAGGAGGCAGUGGCUCUCUUUGGCUUUUACCACUCCUGUGGGGAGCUCCAAUCCUGGCUAGAGGAGCAGACUGUGCUGUUCCAAAUGCUGCAGCCGCAGGCCAACAACUUGGAAAUCAUGCAGUCCAAAUAUAAGAACUUCCUCUUUGCCCUGGCUGUGAGAAAGGGCCACUGGGCUGAGAUCAACAGCUCUGCUGAGCAACUGAAACAGAGAUGUCCUGGGGACUCCACAAAAAUCCAGCGUCAACAAGAGGACCUGCACCAGAGGUGGGGCCAGCUAGAGGCCCUGAAGAAGGAGAAGGGCCUGCAGCUGGCACACAGCAUGGAAGUGUGCAGUUUUCUGCAGGAAUAUGGACACACACAGGUCCAGCUGCAGGACGUUCUACUCCAACUGGAGGCCCUGGAGCCAGAGAGCUCUGAGGCCAGUCACUGUGCCCUGCAGCUGAGCCAGCAGAAGGUCCUGGUGCUGGAGAAGAGGAUCCACUACCUCCAGAGAGUAGCUGUAAAGGUGGAGGAGUUAGGCCCUGCAGAGAGCCAACCCCUGCAGGAACAGAUGGAGGUGCUCCAGAGCCUGCUGAAGAAAGCACAGGGACAGGUGACCCAACAGAACCGGGUGUGGGCUGAGGCUCGAGCCUGGCAGAGGUUCCUGAAGGAGAGCCAGCAAUUGCUGCUGUGGGCAGAGGGUAUCCAGGCUCGACUGUGCGACGAGGAGGAGUUGGUGGAUGCAGCCUCAGGCCAGCGGCUGCUGAAGAAACAUGGAGAGCUGCAGGAGGAGAUCCACUUGCAGCAAGAAAGGUUACAGCAGCUGGAAGCUCAGGGCAUGACCAUGGCAGCCUUGGACUCCCCACAUUCCCAUGAGGUGGCCAGUGCUCUGCGGCUUCUGGGCCACUGUGGCCAGGAGCUGAAGGCUGCAUGGGAGCAGAGACAGCAGAGGCUGUGGGAGGGACUGCAGUUGCAUAUGUUUGGCCAAGAAGUGGAUGGUUUCAUUGCCACCUGUGCCAACCACAAGGCCUUCCUGUGCCUGGACAACCUGGGGGAAGAUGUGAGGGAGGCCCAGAGCCUGCUACAGCAACACCAGGCCUUUGGGUGGCUCCUGGGAGCCCUGCACCUUCGAGCAGAGGCUCUGCAGGCCCAUGGCAAGAAGCUAGUUCAGAACAAACAUCCUGCUGCGCCCAGGGUCAGAGAGAAGCUGCAGAGUGUCCAGGUACAGUGGACCAGAGUCCAGGAGAGGAGUGAGCAGAGGAGAGGGCAGCUGUUGGCUUCCCUCCAGCUUCAGGAAUGGAAGCAGGACGUGGUGGAGCUGAUGCUGUGGAUGGAGGAGAAGUGGUCAGUGGCAGCACAUGAGCCCUCCCGAGCACCCAGCAGCAUUCUGCGGAAACUCAGGCGGCAUGAAGCAGUUGAGAGGGAGCUGAUAGCCACCCGUGGGCAUAUGGAGGACCUGCAACAGGCUGGGAGAGAGCUAUUGUGCAGCAGUCCGCAUGCCCAGGAAGACAUACAGUCCAGGCUUCAGGGCCUGGGGCACAAGUGGGAGGAGUUGAAUCGCAAGAUGGCAGAGCGUGGGGAUGCGCUUCAGCAGGCUAGACAGCAGGAACAGCUCCUGGGACUGCUGCAGGAUGCCAAGGAGAAGAUGGAACAGCUAGAGGGAGCCCUGAAGAGUGCAGAAAUGGGGUCCAACCUGUGUUCAAUCCGAAGGCUGCAGAAACAGCACUGCCAAUUGGAGGAUGAAAGGCAGGCACUGGGCAGCAAGAUGGCUACCCUCAUCUCCCAGGCCCAUAGUGUGGUCACUUCCCAGACCAUCCUAGAGGAGAUCCAGAAGUGCCAACAGAGGUUCAAGUCCCUGCAGAGCCAUCUGGUCACCCAGUGCCUACAGUUGCAAGCCUCAGUUGAGCUGUAUGAAUUUGACCACCUGAGCAACCUGGAGCUCACAUGGGUGGCUGAGCACAUGCCCAGGACCAGCCCUACCAGCUACACCCAGUGCUGGGAUAGUGCCCAGAGCCUUCAACAUAAGCACAAGGAACUCCAAGCAGAGUUGAGAGCCCACCAAGGGCAGGUGCAACGGGUGCUAUGUUCCGGCCAGAACCUUGCAGCUUCUGGGCACCCCCAUGCUCAGCACAUCAGGGAGCAGUGCAAGGAGCUGGAAGGCCGUUGGGCAGAGCUGGAGCAGGCAUGUGAGGUGCAGUCACGCUGCCUGCAGCAGGCCAUCGCUUUCCAACAGUACUUUCUCCAUGCAUCAGAGCUGGAGGGCUGGGUAGAGGAGAAGCGGCCACUGGCAAGCAGUCAGGACUAUGGCAGGGACGAGGCAGCUACCUUGGAACUCAUCAGGAAACACCAGGUGCUGCAGGAGGAACUAGCUCUUCAUUGGAGCUCCAUGGAGAAACUUGACCAGAAAGCUCAAACCCUCUCUGGUCCAGAGGCCCCUGAGCAGCUGGGUGUGAUGCAGGAGAGGCUCCGGAAACAGUUGUGGGUGCUACAGGAGCUGGUAGCCUCACGGGGUCGAGAGCUGGAGUGGACCCUGAAACUGCAUGAGUUCAUGUGGGAGGCUGAGGAUCUGAAGAGUUGGCUGGCCAGCCAGAAGCAGGUGGCCAGAAGGGAGGAGAGCCUUGGAGAGGACUAUGAGCACGUGCUGCACCUCUGUACCAAAUUUGCAAAGUUUCAGCACCAGAUGGAGAUGGGUGGCCAGCGGGUGGCAGCCUGUCAGCAGCUGGCAAAGAGCCUGCUGGAACAUGGCCACAACACUGCCCACAAGGUCCAUCGGAAGCAGCAGGAACUGCAGGCUGCCUGGUCAGAGCUAUGGGAGCUGACCCAGGCUCGAGGCCAACUGCUCCAAGAUGCCAAGACCACCCUCAGAGUUCAUGGAGAUCUGCUGGAGGCCCUUACCCAGGUCCAGGAGAAAGCCAUGAGCCUCCCCAGUGAUGUGGCCCAGGACCUACAUGGGGUGGAAGCCCAACUGAGGAGACAAGAAGGUCUCGAGCAUGAGCUUGCGCUCUCUGAGCAGCAGCUGCAGAAACUGCUGGAGGCUGGAGGGAGGGUGCAGAAGCUGUGUCCAGGGCCUCAGGCCCGUGCCAUGCAGCAGAGGCAGCAAGCUGUGACACAGGCCUGGAAGAACCUGUGGUUGCAAGUGGAACAGCGCAGGGCCCACCUGGAGCGGGCAUGCCUCCUGGCCCACUUCCACACAGCAGUGUGGGACUACACUUCCUGGGCAGCCAGAAUGAAGCAGGAACUGCAGGCGGAAGAGAGCUCCCAGGGGCCCAGCAGCAGCCUGCUCAAUCUCAAGACUCACCAAUGGCUUCAGGCAGAGCUGGAGUCCCGAGAGGAGCUACGACUGCAGGCCUCCCAGUUGGGCCAGCAGGCACUUCUGGCUAUAGGGACACCCACCAAGGAGGUCCAGGAUGGGCUACGAGCCCUGCAGGAAGAGCGAGACCAUGUGUUUCGGGCCUGGUCACAGAAACAAGAGAGGCUACAGGCUGUGGAGCAGGAAGAGCUCCUCCUCAGACGGUGCCAGCACCUGGAGAAGAUCCUCAUGGCCCAGGAGAUAUCCCUGAAAACCGGUGCCCUGGGCAGCUCGGUGGAAGAGGUAGAACAGUUGAUCCAUAAGCAUGUAAUCUUCCAGAAGGUGCUGACUGCCCAGGACAAGAAGGAGGCACUUCUGUGUGAGCAGCUGAAGGUGCUCCCAGGCACCAAGAGACAGGACUUGCUUCACAGCAUACUGGAGCACGGGGCUCUAGUGAAGGAGCUGGCAGAGAGCCGAGGACACGCCCUGCAGACCUCCCUGCUGAUAGCCAGCUUCACCAGGGCUGCAGGCCAGGCUGAGGACUGGAUUCAGGAGCGGGCACAGCAGCUGAGAGAGCUGAUCCCUCCUAGGGACCUGAAAGAUUAUUUGAAGCACCUCCAGAUACACAAGGCCUUUGAGUCUGAGGUCCAGGUCCACCAGCAGGUCAUGACUUCAGUUGCCAAGCAGGGGGAAGCUCUCCUGGCACAGAGCCACCUUCAGGCAGGAGAGGUUGCUCAGAGGCUACAGGUGCUGCAGAAGCACUGGGAGAAGCUGAAGCAGAUGGUGGCUCUCCGGGGCCGGGACCUGGAAGACAAGCGGAACUUCCUGGAGUUCCUGCAGAGAGUGGACCUUGCAGAGGCCUGGAUCCAGAAAAAGGAGAUGAUGGUGAACACGGGUGACCUGGGCCAGGACCUGGAGCACUGCCUGCAGCUUUGCAGAAGGCUCCGUGAGGUCCGAAGUGCCACGGCCAGGGACACAGUGGGUGACACCUACAUCAGGAGCAUCAGUGACUUAUCACUGCAGCUCAAGAACCAGGACCCUGAGGAGGUCAAGACCAUCUGCCAGCGGCGAAGUCAGCUCAACAACAGGUGGGCGAGUUUCCAAGGCAACCUGCUCCAGUAUCAGCAGCAGCUUGAAGGGGCCCUGGAGAUACAUACAUUGUGCAGAGAGCUGGAUGACAUCACUGAGAGGAUUGGGGAGAAGGGAUCCCUGAUCCAGACCCUAGAGGGUCAGAAAGAUCUGGAGAGCAUUCAGAAGCUGAUGUGGAAACACAAGGUGCUGGAGCAGGAAAUGGACCUCAUCCAGGUUCAGGUGGAGUCCCUUGAGCACAAAGUGGGCCACCUCUGCCAGAGAAGACCUGGGGCAGCCCAUGGCCUCAGUCACAAGAAGCAAGAGAUGAUGGGCAGCUGGUGGCAACUCCAGAGCAGAGCCCAGAAGUGGAAGGAGUUGCUGGAUUCCCUGCACCAAGCUCAGAAGCUCCAGGCACUGCUGCAGGAAUUGCUGGUCUGGGCCCAGAGGCUGAGGGCUGAGAUGGACCUGCGAGGUGCCCCUUGCAGCCCUGCAGGAGCCAGACACAUGCUAGAUGAGCACCAGGCACGCAAGGCUGAGAUAGAUGCCCGGAGAGAUAGCAUCAGUCUGGUUCAAAGCACUGGGCAACGCCUCCUUGCAACUGGGCACCCAUCAGCUCCUGGCAUUCGGCAGGCCCUGGCUGCUUUAGAACAGGAGCUGAGUGGCCUGCAAGGAGCUUGGCAGGAGCACCAGCGGCAGCUGCAGCAGGCCCUGGAGCUGCAGCUAUUUCUGAGCUCUGUGGAGAAGGUGGAAUGUUGGCUAUACUGCCAGGAAGUUUCCCCAAUCAGUGAGGGUGUUGGGGACUCUUUGGCCAAUGUGGAUACCCUCCUAUGGAAGCACAAGAGGCUUGAGCAGGGCUUGAAGGUACAGAUGGAAAAGAUCAGCACACUGGAGGCCACAGCCCACAGCCUACAGCAGGGUGGACAGCCAGAGGCCCAGAGUGCCCUGACCAAGUGGCAGGCCAUGCUCCUGAGGAAAGAAGCACUGGUGGAGCGAGUAAGGACCCGGGGUCGUCAGCUGGAGGAGUUGCAGCAGCUGCAAACCUUUCUGCAGGAUUCGCUUGAGCUGGCCACGUGGCUGAGGGAGAAGAACCUGGUGGCUUUGGAAGAAGGUUGGCAGGACCCAGCCAAGCUGCAAGCACAGUUAUGGAAGCAGCAGCAUUUCCAGGCUGAGCUGGAUGCGAGUGUUCCCCAACAACAGGAGCUGCAGAAGGAGGGGCAGAGACUGCUUCAUGGGGGCCACCCAGCCUCAGAGACCAUUCAAGAGCAGCUUCAGGAACUGGAAGAGCUCUGGGCUGAGCUGCAGGCCAACUGCCAGAGGAAAGUCACCAAGCUGCAGAAGGCCUGUGAGGUCCUACAUCUACAGAAGAGUGUAGAGGAGCUGGAGAGGGGGCUGGAGCCCAUUGAGGGCCAGCUGAAAGCCCCUUUCACAGGCCAGAACCUAUCUGGGGUAGGCAAGCUCCUGGGGGCACAGGGGGAACUGGAAGUAGCCCUGGACAUGCAGACCAGGCAGGCAGAGGCCCUACUGGGUCAGGCCCAGACCUUCAAGCGGGAUGGCUACUGCCUCGCCAAAGACGUGGAAGAGCAGGCCCAACAGCUGCUUCAGAGGUUGCAGAGUCUUCGAGAGCCCCUGCAGGAGCGCAGGGCAGCCCUGGAGGCCCAGAGCCUCCUCUUAAAGUUCUUCAGAGAUGUUGAUGAGGAGAUGGCCUGGGUGCAGGAGAAGCUGCCCUUGGCCACUGCCCAGGAUUAUGGCCAGAGCCUGAGUGCUGUGCGGCACCUGCAGGAGAAGCACCAGAACUUGGAGAGUGAAAUGAGCAGCCACAAGGCUCUGACCCAGGUGGUGGUAGGCACAGGGCGUAAGCUGGUGCAGGCUGGGCACUUUGCUGCCCAUGAGGUGGCUGCCCGGGUGCAGCAGCUGGAGGCAGCCUUGGACCAACUGCAAGCAGAGAUGGCACGGAGGAGACUGUUGUUGCAGCAGGCCCAGGAGGCCCAGCAGCUUCUGAUGGAGCUCCUGGAAGCAGGAUCCUGGCUGGCCGAACGGGGCCAUGUCCUUGACAGUGAGGACAUGGGCCAGAGUGCUGAGGCCACACAGGCCCUUCUGCGUCAGCUGGAGGCCACCAAGAGAGACCUGGAGGGAUUCAGUCAGCGCAUGAAGCAGCUGCAGCAGUCAGCAGCCCUUCUGGACAGCAGGCAGAACCCAGACAGCCCCAAGGUGCUGGCUCAGCUGCAAGCUGUGAGCAAGGCCCACGUGCAGCUGCUCCGGAGGUUGGAGGGCAGGGGGCAGGGCCUGCAGGAGCAGCUACAGCUCCACCAACUGGAGCAAGAGACCCUGCUCCUCGAUGCCUGGCUGACCACAAGGGUGGCCAUCGCUGAGUCCCAGGACUAUGGGCAGGACCUGGAGAGUGUCAAGGUGCUGGAAGAGAAGUUUGAUGCUUUCAGGAGGGAAAUCCAGAGCCUGGGGCAGGUCAAAGUGCAGGCCCUGAAGGAUCUGGCAAGGCCCCUGGAGAAAGGAGCGCCUAGGUACUAUCCCCAGAUUCAAGCCCAGAAGUGCCGCAUUGAGGCCACUUGGGAGAAACUGGACAGGACAAUCAAAGUACGUACAGAGAACUUGGUUGCAGCCCGAGAGGUCCGUGGCUUAGAGAAGGCAGUUACAGAGCUUCAGGGCUGGAUGCAGGAGAAAACUGCCCUGAUUGAGGGAAAGAUCCAUAGCCACUGCCUGUCAUCUGUGCAGUCCUUGCAGCCCCAGCACAGGGGCCUGCAGAGAGAACUGGCGGCUAUCAAAAAGGAGUUGGCACGGGUACAGAUGGAAACCUGCAGACUGGGACAGUGGCACCCUGAGGCUCAAGAGGGCCUGGCCACGCAGCUGGCCAAGGUGCAGAAGGCCUGGGCCACCCUGGAGGCGAAGGCACAGGAGUGGGACCAGCAGCUGGCACAGGCUGCCCAAGGCCAUGCCUUCCUUGGGCACUGCCGGGAAUUACUAGCAUGGGCUCAGGAGAGGAAGAUGCUGGUGUCUUCCCAGGAGCUGGCUGGGGACAUGGUGGGGACUGAGCAGCUUCUUGGGCAGCAUGAGGAGCUGCAGCAAGAAAUCCAGGAGCAUUGCCUUCAAGCCCAGGACAUACAAAAGGAAGGACAGAAAAUGGUGGAAAAUGGCCACUUUAUGUCCCUGGAGGUGGCAGAGUAUCUGCAGGACCUGCAUUGGCAGCUGCAGGAGCUCCAGGCAGAGUGGACCCUGUGCCAGCAACGCCUCAAACAGACCUGGGAUCUGCAGAAGCUGAGGCAGGGUGUAGAACAGGCAGAUGCCUGGCUGGCUUCCAGGGAGGGCCUCUUGCUGGAGCCCAGUUUUGGGCACUCAGUGUCAGAUGUAGAGCUGCUGCUCCACAGACACAAGGAUUUAGAAAAGCUGCUGGCAGUUCAGAAGGAGAAGUUUGCCCAGCUGCAGAAGAUGACAGAGGAGACAAAGAGUACCCCUGCCAUGAAGGGGUCUCUCGAGCUUAAGCAGCAGCUCCUGCCUGGGGGGAAGGUGCAUGAUGCCAGCUCCUGGGACAGUUGCUAUGGGGCCUUGGAAGGCAGCUCUCUAAGGUUAUUCUUGGAUGAGAGGAUGGCAGUAGAGAAAGUGGCUUCCACUGUCCCCCUUGACCUUGAGGGAGCCCAGUGUGAGAAGAUGAAGGACUACCAGGGCAGGAAGCACGUGUUCUCCUUAAGGCUGAGCAACGGGGAAGAGAUCCUGUUUGCAGCACCAUCUGAAGAGCAGGCUGAGCGCUGGCGGCAAGCCCUGGGCAGUGCAGCAGCCCAGAAUCUAAGCCUGGAACCCAAGGCCAGACUCCUGGCAGAGAAUACAGCUGCUUUGCUCAGAUAUGACUGUCACCUCCCAGAACCUCACUCCACUUUGGCUCUGCCUGCCCCAUCCUCCACAUUGAGCCAGACCCAGCAGAUGGCCAGCUCUGCCACAGAGGCUGUAUAAGACCUUUCCUGCUCCAGCCAGCCCCAAGGGAGGAGGCCUGGGCCUUGAAGUGAACCCCAGGGCAAUACCAAACCUCCAGGUGCCACGUGAAGACUCUAUCUGGGGAACCAGUGACAACUAUCAGCACAAGGACAUCCCUACCCUGGCUGCUUCUGGGAUAGACAGUUCCUGUUAGAUGUAUCCCAUCAUGAUCACAAGCUGCUAGUUAUCUCACUGUUA
Messenger RNA from Ictidomys tridecemlineatus (thirteen-lined ground squirrel), 11446 nucleotides. The record is from RefSeq and is a predicted model, not a curated record. NCBI's taxonomy places the organism in Eukaryota, Metazoa, Chordata, Mammalia, Rodentia, Sciuridae.